This is a messenger RNA of Knipowitschia caucasica, 342 nucleotides long. The record is from the annotation of a GenBank genome assembly. NCBI's taxonomy places the organism in Eukaryota, Metazoa, Chordata, Actinopteri, Gobiiformes, Gobiidae.
AUGAUGAACCGGCGGCUAACGGAGCCACAAAGAACAUCGGACACCAUUUGUCUCGCUACGGCGUCGUGUGUCGCCGCUGUUUUCCGCUCUCAUUAUUCGGCGUCAGGACUCCCGCAGACCCUCCACCAGAGCCUCGCCAAAGUGACGCUGUGGAAUAACCGCCUCCCACUGUCUCACAAACAGUGGACAGCUUCAUUGGACGCUCGUAUUUCACGCCCGGAUCUGAGCCCAAACCAGUUCAUUCUCACACACCUCAGCGUCUUGUGUUGGUCCUGCGCUUCGCCAACGGGACCCGCUGUAAAUCUUCAGCCGCCGCCUCCGACCUGUAGCUCCUGUCUCUGA